AGAUAAGUCAGGGAGGGGACAGAGCGGUCAUAGGCGCACCACGGAGAGGAGCGAGGCGGCGGAGGCACCAUGGGCAGGCAAGACCACAGGUCGGCCACCGAGCUCCGCAAGGAAAAGUCCCGGGAUGCGGCCCGCAGCCGGCGCAGCCAGGAGACCGAGGUGCUGUACCAACUGGCGCACACGCUGCCCUUCGCACGCGGUGUCAGUGCCCACCUGGACAAGGCCUCUAUCAUGCGCCUCACCAUCAGCUACCUGCGCAUGCACCGCCUCUGCGCCGCAGGGGAGUGGAACCAGGUGGGAGCAGGCGGAGAACCACUGGAUGCCUGCUACCUGAAGGCCCUGGAGGGCUUCGUCAUGGUGCUCACCGCCGAGGGAGACAUGGCUUACCUGUCGGAGAAUGUCAGCAAGCACCUGGGCCUCAGUCAGCUGGAGCUCAUUGGACACAGCAUCUUUGAUUUCAUCCACCCCUGUGACCAAGAGGAGCUUCAGGACGCCCUGACCCCUCAGCAGACCCUGUCCAGGAGGAAGGCGGAGGCCCCCCCCACAGAGCGGUGCUUCUCCUUGCGCAUGAAGAGUACACUCACUAGCCGUGGGCGCACCCUCAACCUCAAAGCGGCCACCUGGAAGGUGCUGCACUGCUCUGGACAUAUGAGGGCCUACAAGCCACCCGCACAGACUUCUCCAGCUGGGAGCCCCAACUCAGAGCCCCCGCUUCAGUGCCUGGUGCUCAUCUGCGAAGCCAUCCCCCACCCAGGCAGCCUGGAGCCUCCGCUGGGCCAGGGGGCCUUCCUCAGCCGCCACAGCCUGGACAUGAAGUUCACCUACUGUGACGACAGGAUCGCAGAAGUGGCUGGCUACAGUCCUGAUGACCUGAUUGGCUGUUCUGCCUACGAGUACAUCCACGCGCUGGACUUCGAUGCAGUCAGCAAGAGCAUCCACACGUUGCUGAGCAAGGGCCAGGCAGUAACAGGGCAGUAUCGCUUCCUGGCCCGGAGCGGUGGCUACCUGUGGACCCAGACCCAGGCCACAGUGGUGUCAGGGGGCCGGGGCUCCCAGUUGGAGAGUAUCAUCUGUGUCCAUUUUUUAAUCAGCCAGGUAGAAGAGACUGGAGUGGUGCUGUCCCUGGAGCAAACGGAGCAACACUCUCGCAGACCCAUUCAGCGGGGCGGCCCCUCUCAGAAGGACACUUCUCACCCUGGAGACAGCCUUGACGCCCCUGGCCCCCGGAUCCUCGCCUUCCUGCACCCCCCUUCCCUGAGCGAGGCUGCCCUGGCCGCUGACCCCCGCCGUUUCUGCAGCCCUGACCUCCGUCGCCUCCUAGGACCAAUCCUGGAUGGGGCUUCAGUAGCUGCCACCCCCAGCACCCCACCAGCCACACGGCGCCCCCGAAGUCCUCUUUCGGCUGAUCUCCCAGAUGAACUACCUGUGGGCACAGAGAAUGUGCACAGACUCUUCACUUCUGGGAAAGACACUGAAGCAGUGGAGACAGAUUUAGAUGUAGCUCAGGAUGCUGACGCUCUGGAUUUGGAGAUGCUGGCCCCCUACAUCUCCAUGGAUGAUGACUUCCAGCUCAACGCCAGUGAACAGCUACCCAGGGCCUACCACAGACCUCCGGGGGCUGUCCCCCGGCCCCGUGCUCAGAGCUUCCAUGGCCUGUCACCUCCAGCCUUUGAGUCCUCCCUGCUGCCCCGCUGGGGGAGUGACCCCCGGCUGAGCUGCUCCAGCCCUUCCAGAGGUGACCCCUCCGCAUCCUCUCUCAUGGCUGGGGCUCGGAAGAGGACCCUGGCCCAGAGCUCAGAAGGCGAGGACGAGGGAGUGGAGCUGCUGGGAGUGAGACCUCCCAAAAGAUGCCCCAGCCCAGAACCCGGAAACUUUCUGCUGUUUCCCCUCAGCCUGAGUUUCCUUCUGACAGGAGGACCAGCCCCAGGGAGCCUGCAGGAGCCCAGCACCCCCCUCCUGGACAUGAAUGAGCCCCUGGGCCUGGGCCCCUCACUGCUCUCUCCGUACUCAGAUGGGGACACCGACCAGCCCCGGGGCCACUUCCAGCCAGCGGCAGGCUCGGGCCAGGCUGACUGAGCCAGCUCCUCUCCCUGUCUCCCUUCUCCUCCCCUAGAAAGGACCUCAACCACACUCCAAGCCGGCAGCCGACGCACAGGAUGGGGGCGCCAGGAGAGGGCCCCCUCUCUCCUCUAAGUGCCCCCCUGCCCACCUCGGGCCUACCUCAGCCCUCACCCCUCUGCCUGCUCCCAAUGUGGGGACUCUUUGGGGUGGUCUCAGCUCAGUGACCUCUGGGAGGGGGUCCCUGCCUCCUCCUCCUCCUCUCAGGAUUUCUCUUGGGGUUCUCAAUACUUGGUUACCUCAUUAUCCCUUUCUCUGCCUCUCUUGGCUUUAUUUUGGGGAAUUAGGGGUGGGGAGGGUUAGGGGGUCGUGUCUGUGUUUCCGCGUUCUGGAGAGAACGAUGAUCCACAGGUCACCGUGAUCACGUUUCCUUCUGUCCUUCUUGUAUUAUUAUUUUUAUUUUUGUCUAUUUCAUAAUAUGGUUUUUAAUCACAA
This is a messenger RNA of Cebus imitator (Panamanian white-faced capuchin), 2553 nucleotides long. RefSeq names its product hypoxia inducible factor 3 subunit alpha (gene HIF3A). Gene Ontology annotation, molecular function: DNA-binding transcription factor activity, RNA polymerase II-specific; RNA polymerase II transcription regulatory region sequence-specific DNA binding; protein dimerization activity. Gene Ontology annotation, biological process: regulation of transcription by RNA polymerase II; cellular response to hypoxia. The transcript is spliced from 15 exons. The coding region runs from base 70 to 2076 and encodes 668 amino acids. The record is from RefSeq and is a predicted model, not a curated record. NCBI's taxonomy places the organism in Eukaryota, Metazoa, Chordata, Mammalia, Primates, Cebidae.